Messenger RNA from Aureobasidium pullulans EXF-150, 1085 nucleotides. RefSeq lists its product as uncharacterized. The record is from RefSeq and is a predicted model, not a curated record. Bases 41 to 622 code for a protein of 193 amino acids. The transcript has a single exon. NCBI's taxonomy places the organism in Eukaryota, Fungi, Ascomycota, Dothideomycetes, Dothideales, Saccotheciaceae.
CACAAUCGUGGGCCAGAACAACUACACCAAGCCCUCCUCAAUGACUUUCGCCGUCAGCCAAGGUGUCGUCUGUAAUGGGACUUCUGACUGUUCAGUACCAGUUGGUGGCUUUGUGACUGACCGUCGCACGAUAAACCUUACGGAUGCUUCUCCAGACUGGGCCUUCCAACUCAUCAGUAACGCGACUGGCUUCCCCUUCAAUACCACAUUAGUCGGCGCUGUUGAGAACACAACAUACACCAUGAAGUCUGGCUCGUCUGGCUAUAUAGGCUUUACGCCUACCUACAGAUGCACACAAGGCAUGCUCUCAGAUUGUGACAACAAGGAUCUGGACGGCACGCCUGUGGAAGCCUGCACACCCUUUGGUUCGACGGACGAUUUGAUCAACGGCACUUUGGCGGCUAUUGCAACAUCACCAGAGACUGCAUUGGCUCUCGUGUGCAAUCCUGCAAAUACGAGUCUGGCGUCGAGUGGCAACGGCACAAACUUCUGCAUCAACCCGACAAAUUCAUCUUCUGGAAACACGACAGCGUCAGAUUUGACAGCAGGUGCUGGCAUGUCCAGUAGCGUCGGCACGGUCUUGUUCUCUGUUGCCCUGCUAGUCGCAGUCCUCGGAAUUUGAUUCAGCAGAGGUCCUGUCAAUAUAUUCGAUACAGAAACUUGGGAUCACUUCGGCAUGAGACUUGGCGCUUGGGAAUUUUCCGUCUUGAUUCUGUAUCAGGGCGAGCGGAUGAACGCAUGACCGCUCUGAUUCUUGCAGAAGUCAAGCACUGUGCGACAGCUGAAGCACAUUAACCAAGGCUUUAAAAGUAACCCCACGCCACCUCAGCCCACCAUACCGAUACCUUGGAGACGGUGAUUUCGACCGGAAUCUCUCCCAAAACAAGACAACCAUACAUCUUGUGGUCAUUACCUUUGCGACGAUCAUCGAUACAAGGCGCGGUGCAAUUGCUGGUUCGCAAGCAAUAGAUUGAUGGGUAGAUGAGCUACUCCGAUGAAGUUCUUCGUCCUGAUUUAGAAGUCAGUAGAUCAGGGGUUCACAGGCAGUGUCAGCCGAGGUCUAGAUAUGAAGCACUUUAUCACGG